GGUGGAGGUGGGAGUGGCAAGAAAGGAAAGAGGGGUUUUGGGUCCCUUUUUGAAAAGCGCUCCCCUGCCAAGAUGAGUGAACUGGAGAGCUCAGAGUCGGGAGUGAUUGUGAGAAUGGCAAAAGAGACAUGUGCCGAGGGUCUUGUUGUGAGCGGAGGAGGGAAGGAGGGCAUCUUCAUUAAGGAAGUGAGGCCAGAGUCCCCAGCCUCAAAGCUUCUUAGUGUACAUGAGGGUGAUCAGAUACUCAGUGCCACAGUGUAUUUUGACGAUGUUAAAUAUGAAGAUGCCCUUCAGAUAUUGGAACAUGCACAGCCUUACAAGAUGGAGUUACUUCUGAAACGCAAACCAAUAAAGAUAUCCACCCUUGAGAGUGAACCAGCCCUUGAAUCCCAAGUGGAACAAGGUUCCUCUCUGGAAAUGAGGGGACAUUCAAAGACAAAAAGGCACGGUGACCGAAUCUCUUGGCCCAACUUCCCCUCCUUUAGCAAAAGUCAAAAGUCCCAUUUUAAGAGGUCUCACAGUACCGCAGAUGCAGAUGAUCAGAGGAAGCUGGAGCUGAGCCCAACAACAAGUGACACAGAGUCGCCAAUCAAAUCUCAGGAGGCUGUCAAGGGCAGGACAAAGAAGCAGAAGAUAAAGUUGUCAAGUCUAAAGAUGAAGGGCCGCAAGAGCAGGUCUGUUGAACAGUCGGGCCAGGACACAGACAUACUAACUGUAGAAUGUGCGCAAGUUAUGGAAAUCCAACAGAGUCAAGAUGACAUAUACUCACCAGAUGGUCUAGAGAGCACAUCAGGAGAAACACCUCAAGUAUAUGUGUUUGAAUCAGAAUCAGAAAAAAUGGAAUCCACCAAGAUAAAAAAUGAAUGCUCUCUUCCGGACCUGACAGGCUCGGAAAACAAACAGCACAAGGUAGAACUCAUCAGACUGGACAAAACUUUGAAAACCACAGACAUAACAGUUGCUUUUGCUGAUCAAGAGAGUCCCUUAACCAAGACAUCUCUGGAGGAAAAGAAAAAGAAGAAAGAGAAGAAAGAGAGGUCAGAACUAAAGUUUAGGAUCAAGGGAAAGGAGACAAAAGACAAACACAAGCAAGAAAAACAUGUAAAAUCAUCCCCAAAAAGCAUGAAGAUACCAGGAGCAGAUAUCAUAACAUCUGAUCUGUCUGCACAUGACAAUACCUUGCUGAUUCCAACUAUAGUAUCACAUACUAAGCUGAUGGAGCGUCAACUCCCAAUUGACAUGUCAGAUGUAGGACUUAUCAGGAAAUCCCCUCAGAUUGGACAAGAACGAGACUUGAAAGAAACAUAUGUUAAAACAAAUUUAAAUGCACAGGAAAUGCAUGCUAAGGUCACCAGUAUUACAAUGGAACCUGACUUGCAGAUGGAAAUACAAGCUUUAAAGUUACCUACAGAGACAAGCAUUGAUGACGUUUUAGUACAAAUUGGUACAAGGACUGCUACCAAGUUCAAGCUGCCAAGGGAGGACCUUGCUGACUUUGUUACUGCUGAACCUAUACAAAUGACAGACGUGAGGAUUGUAAAAAUGGAUGUGAAAAGCCUUAAAGUUGAGGAUAGGGGGUUGAAGAUACUUCCAAACCGUGAUGAUAUUGAGAUCCCCGGCAUGGAAGAUGCAUCAUCAACUGGCACCAAAACCCCAGUGAUCAAACAGCCUAAAACAGCAUUCACUCUUCCUGUUGAAGAAAUUCAGGCGCAGACUGUUCAGAUGGUUAUAGACGUUGACAGAGUUAAAGAGGCUGUCUCCAAAUUGCCAGGGUUCAAGCUGCCGAAGGGUGACACCGUAGGACUGCCUGCUCAUCAAGAAAUCACAAAGACACAUGUGAAUGCAGAAAGAGUAAAUGUGACAGUAGAAAACACCCUGUCUAAAAUCACAGACAUAAAGGCACAGUUGGACACGUAUGUCAAAAAGACUGACAUAAAUGCUUCACCUGAGAAGUUGAGCAGGAGCUCAGUUACCACAAUCAAAUUGCCAAAGAACCAACUUUCUGAUCUAGGUGCUCAUGAACCUAUUACUAUGACAGAAAUAUACCAUAAAGAAAGAAAAGAGGAAGCUGGAAGGACCAAUGAGGUUGAAAUCCAAAUUGAACUCCAUAAACGAGAGAACGUGGAGAUACCUGGAAUGGAAAAUAUACAUCAAAAAGGAUCUCCCAACCAAGUGGAUAGGGGAAAAGAGUUGGCAGUACCAGUACCUGAGUGGCCAACCAUCAAAGCCGAGGAGACAAAUGUAAUUCCUUACACUAAAGGAUUAGAUAAGAAGUCAAAGAAAGCAAAGAUGUCAAUGCCUGCUCCAAAUGUCGCCGUAGAUGUACCUGAUGUGGAAAAGGACAUUAAGGUUCAAGGAACUGAAAUACCAGAACCCAAACUGACAAUGGCAGAAAUUAACAUUGAAAAGCCAAGGGUUGAUAUUAAAGGUCCAAAUAAAGAUGUGGAGGUCAAUCUUAAAAAACUUGAAAUGUUCACUUUAACAGAAGUCAAAGUGCAGGUCCAACCACCUAGCGUUGAACUCAAAGUGCCUUCUGGUGAAGUUGAAAUACCUGAGGGAGCGGCUAAGGAAAUUGAUGGAAAAAUAAAAAAGCCACAGAUGUCAUUUGGAUGGUUUUCAAAACCAGAAGUGAAAGCACCCGAGGUUGAUAUCAGUCUUACAAACGUGGAUAUUUCGCUUCCAGAAGGAAAGGUGGAGGUCGAAGAUCCAGAUGUGAAAAUGAAAUCUCCAGAAGUUCAAAUUAAAAUGAAACAUGAUAUUGAGCUUGAGGGACAAGGAAGUCAAUUUAAAAUACCAAAAUCUGGACUCUCAAUGUCGAGGGUUAAAGGUCCUGAAAUUGGCUUAAGUCUGUCAAAGAUAGAUGUAGAUGUCGACUUACCAGAGGGAAGAGCAGACCUCCAACAACCUGAUGUGGAAGUCGGAGUGCCCUCUGUUGAAGUUGAAAUACCAGAAGCAGGUUCUAAAGAUAUUGAUGUGAAAAUGAGAAAGCCAAGAAUGUCAUUCCCCAUAUUUGGAUUUUCAAACCCUGAAUUGAAAGCACCAGAGGCUGAUAUCAGUCUUCCAGAGGUGGAUAUUUCUCUUCCAGAGGGAAAGAUGGAGGUCAAAGAGCCAGAGGUGGAAAUGAAAACUCCAGAGAUUCAAAUUGAUGUGAAAGAUACCGUAGGCUCCCCCUCAAGAUUCAAAAUGCCAACUUUAAAAUUCCCUAAAUUUGGAGCAGCUUCUCCAAAUGUCACAAUAGAGGUACCUGAUUUGGACAAGGACAUCAAGGUUCAUGGAACUGAAAUACCUGAACCCAAGCUGACAAUAUCAGCAUUUAACAUCGAAAAGCCAAGUGUUGACCUUAAAGGUCCAUCUAUAGAUGUCAAUCGUAAAAAAAAUGAAAAUGUCACUUUACCAGAGGUCAAAAUGAACGUCCAACCACCAAGCAUUGAACUCAAAGUGCCUUCUGGUGAAGUUGAAAUGCCUGAGGGAGCUGCUACAGAAAUGGAUGUAAAAAUGAAAAAGCCCAGGAUGUCAUUUGGAUGGUUUUCAAAACCAGAAGCGAAAGCACCCGAGGUUGAUGUCAGUCUUACAAACGUGGAUUUUUCGCUUCCAGACGGAAAGGUGGAGGUCAAAGAGCCAGACGUGGAAAUGAAAUCUCCAGAUGUUCAAAUUGAAAUGAAACAUGAUAUUGAGCUUGAGGGACAAGGAAGUACAUUUAAAUUACCAAAAUUUGGACUCUCAUUGCCAAGAGUUAAAGGUCCUGAAAUUGGCUUAAGUCUGUCAAAGACAGAUGUAGAUGUCGACUUACCAGAGGGAAGAGCAGACCUCCAACUACCUGAUGUGGAAGUCGGAGUGCCCUCUGUUGAAGUUGAAAUACCAGAAGCAGGUUCUAAAGAUAUUGAUGUGAAAAUGAGAAAGCCAAGAAUGUCAUUCCCCAAAUUUGGAUUUUCAAAACCUGAAGUGAAAGCACCAGAGGUUGAUAUCAGUCUUCCAGAGGUGGAUAUUUCUCUUCCUGAGGGAAAGGUGGAGGUCAAAGAGCCAGAGGUGGAAAUGAAACCUCCAGAGAUUCAAGUUGAUGUGAAAGAUACCGUAGGCUCCCCCUCAAGAUUCAAAAUGCCAACUUUAAAAUUCCCUAAAUUUGGAGCAGCUUCUCCAAAUGUCACAAUAGAGGUACCUGAUUUGGACAAGGACAUCAAGGUUCAUGGAACGGAAAUACCUGAACCCAAGCUGACAAUAUCAGCAUUUAACAUCGAAAAGCCAAGUGUUGACCUAAAAGGUCCAUCUAUAGAUGUCAAUCGUAAAAAAAAUGAAAAUGUCACUUUACCAGAGGUCAAAAUGAACAUCCAACCACCAAGCAUUGAACUCAAAGUGCCUUCUGGUGAAGUUGAAAUGCCUGAGGGAGCUGCUACAGAAAUGGAUGUAAAAAUGAAAAAGCCCAGGAUGUCAUUUGGAUGGUUUUCAAAACCAGAAGCGAAAGCACCCGAGGUUGAUGUCAGUCUUACAAACGUGGAUUUUUCGCUUCCAGACGGAAAGGUGGAGGUCAAAGAGCCAGACGUGGAAAUGAAAUCUCCAGAUGUUCAAAUUGAAAUGAAACAUGAUAUUGAGCUUGAGGGACAAGGAAGUACAUUUAAAUUACCAAAAUUUGGACUCUCAUUGCCAAGAGUUAAAGGUCCUGAAAUUGGCUUAAGUCUGUCAAAGACAGAUGUAGAUGUCGACUUACCAGAGGGAAGAGCAGACCUCCAACUACCUGAUGGGGAAGUCGGAGUGCCCUCUGUUGAAGUUGAAAUACCAGAAGCAGGUUCUAAAGAUAUUGAUGUGAAAAUGAGAAAGCCAAGAAUGUCAUUCCCCAAAUUUGGAUUUUCAAAACCUGAAGUGAAAGCACCAGAGGUUGAUAUCAGUCUUCCAGAGGUGGAUAUUUCUCUUCCUGAGGGAAAGGUGGAGGUCAAAGAGCCAGAGGUGGAAAUGAAACCUCCAGAGAUUCAAGUUGAUGUGAAAGAUACCGUAGGCUCCCCCUCAAGAUUCAAAAUGCCAACUUUAAAAUUCCCUAAAUUUGGAGCAGCUUCUCCAAAUGUCACAAUAGAGGUACCUGAUUUGGACAAGGACAUCAAGGUUCAUGGAACGGAAAUACCUGAACCCAAGCUGACAAUAUCAGCAUUUAACAUCGAAAAGCCAAGUGUUGACCUAAAAGGUCCAUCUAUAGAUGUCAAUCGUAAAAAAAAUGAAAAUGUCACUUUACCAGAGGUCAAAAUGAACAUCCAACCACCAAGCAUUGAACUCAAAGUGCCUUCUGGUGAAGUUGAAAUGCCUGAGGGAGCUGCUACAGAAAUGGAUGUAAAAAUGCAAAAGCCCAGGAUGUCAUUUGGAUGGUUUUCAAAACCAGAAGCGAAAGCACCCGAGGUUGAUGUCAGUCUUACAAACGUGGAUUUUUCGCUUCCAGACGGAAAGGUGGAGGUCAAGGAGCCAGACGUGGAAAUGAAAUCUCCAGAUGUUCAAAUUGAAAUGAAACAUGAUAUUGAGCUUGAGGGACAAGGAAGUAAAUUUAAAUUACCAAAAUUUGGACUCUCAUUGCCAAGAGUUAAAGGUCCUGAAAUUGACUUAAGUCUGUCAAAGACAGAUGUAGAUGUCGACUUACCAGAGGGAAGAGCAGACCUCCAACUACCUGAUGGGGAAGUCGGAGUGCCCUCUGUUGAAGUUGAAAUACCAGAAGCAGGUUCUAAAGAUAUUGAUGUGAAAAUGAGAAAGCCAAGAAUGUCAUUCCCCAAAUUUGGAUUUUCAAAACCUGAAGUGAAAGCACCAGAGGUUGAUAUCAGUCUUCCAGAGGUGGAUAUUUCUCUUCCCGAGGGAAAGGUGGAGGUCAAAGAGCCAGAGGUGGAAAUGAAACCUCCAGAGAUUCAAGUUGAUGUGAAAGAUACCGUAGGCUCCCCCUCAAGAUUCAAAAUGCCAACUUUAAAAUUCCCUAAAUUUGGAGCAGCUUCUCCAAAUGUCACAAUAGAGGUACCUGAUUUGGACAAGGACAUCAAGGUUCAUGGAACUGAAAUACCUGAACCCAAGCUGACAAUAUCAGCAUUUAACAUCGAAAAGCCAAGUGUUGACCUAAAAGGUCCAUCUAUAGAUGUCAAUCGUAAAAAAAAUGAAAAUGUCACAUUACCAGAGGUCAAAAUGAACAUCCAACCACCAAUCAUUGAACUCAAAGUGCCUUCUGGUGAAGUUGAAAUGCCUGAGGGAGCUGCUACAGAAAUGGAUGUAAAAAUGAAAAAGCCCAGGAUGUCAUUUGGAUGGUUUUCAAAACCAGAAGCGAAAGCACCCGAGGUUGAUGUCAGUCUUACAAACGUGGAUUUUUCGCUUCCAGACGGAAAGGUGGAGGUCAAAGAGCCAGACGUGGAAAUUAAAUCUCCAGAUGUUCAAAUUGAAAUGAAACAUGAUAUUGAGCUUGAGGGACAAGGAAGUAAAUUUAAAUUACCAAAAUUUGGACUCUCAUUGCCAAGAGUUAAAGGUCCUGAAAUUGGCUUAAGUCUGUCAAAGACAGAUGUAGAUGUCGACUUACCAGAGGGAAGAGCAGACCUCCAACUACCUGAUGUGGAAGUCGGAGUGCCCUCUGUUGAAGUUGAAAUACCAGAAGCAGGUUCUAAAGAUAUUGAUGUGAAAAUGAGAAAGCCAAGAAUGUCAUUCCCCAAAUUUGGAUUUUCAAAACCUGAAGUGAAACCACCAGAGGUUGAUAUCAGUCUUCCAGAGGUGGAUAUUUCUCUUCCCGAGGGAAAGGUGGAGGUCAAAGAGCCAGAGGUUGAAAUGAAACCUCCAGAGAUUCAAGUUGAUGUGAAAGAUACCGUAGGCUCCCCCUCAAGAUUCAAAAUGCCAACUUUAAAAUUCCCUAAAUUUGGAGCAGCUUCUCCAAAUGUCACAAUAGAGGUACCUGAUUUGGACAAGGACAUCAAGGUUCAUGGAAUGGAAAUACCUGAACCCAAGCUGACAAUAUCAGCAUUUAACAUCGAAAAGCCAAGUGUUGACCUAAAAGGUCCAUCUAUAGAUGUCAAUCGUAAAAAAAAUGAAAAUGUCACUUUACCAGAGGUCAAAAUGAACAUCCAACCACCAAGCAUUGAACUCAAAGUGCCUUCUGGUGAAGUUGAAAUGCCUGAGGGAGCUGCUACAGAAAUGGAUGUAAAAAUGAAAAAGCCCAGGAUGUCAUUUGGAUGGUUUUCAAAACCAGAAGCGAAAGCACCCGAGGUUGAUGUCAGUCUUACAAACGUGGAUUUUUCGCUUCCAGACGGAAAGGUGGAGGUCAAAGAGCCAGACGUGGAAAUGAAAUCUCCAGAUGUUCAAAUUGAAAUGAAACAUGAUAUUGAGCUUGAGGGACAAGGAAGUAAAUUUAAAUUACCAAAAUUUGGACUCUCAUUGCCAAGAGUUAAAGGUCCUGAAAUUGGCUUAAGUCUGUCAAAGACAGAUGUAGAUGUCGACUUACCAGAGGGAAGAGCAGACCUCCAACUACCUGAUGUGGAAGUCGGAGUGCCCUCUGUUGAAGUUGAAAUACCAGAAGCAGGUUCUAAAGAUAUUGAUGUGAAAAUGAGAAAGCCAAGAAUGUCAUUCCCCAAAUUUGGAUUUUCAAAACCUGAAGUGAAAGCACCAGAGGUUGAUAUCAGUCUUCCAGAGGUGGAUAUUUCUCUUCCCGAGGGAAAGGUGGAGGUCAAAGAGCCAGAGGUGGAAAUGAAACCUCCAGAGAUUCAAGUUGAUGUGAAAGAGACCGUAGGCUCCCCCUCAAGAUUCAAAAUGCCAACUUUAAAAUUCCCUAAAUUUGGAGCAGCUUCUCCAAAUGUCACAAUAGAGGUACCUGAUUUGGACAAGGACAUCAAGGUUCAUGGAACUGAAAUACCUGAACCCAAGCUGACAAUAUCAGCAUUUAACAUCGAAAAGCCAAGUGUUGACCUAAAAGGUCCAUCUAUAGAUGUCAAUCGUAAAAAAAAUGAAAAUGUCACUUUACCAGAGGUCAAAAUGAACAUCCAACCACCAAGCAUUGAACUCAAAGUGCCUUCUGGUGAAGUUGAAAUGCCUGGGGGAGCUGCUACAGAAAUGGAUGUAAAAAUGAAAAAGCCCAGGAUGUCAUUUGGAUGGUUUUCAAGACCAGAAGCGAAAGCACCCGAGGUUGAUGUCAGUCUUACAAACGUGGAUUUUUCGCUUCCAGACGGAAAGGUGGAGGUCAAAGAGCCAGACGUGGAAAUUAAAUCUCCAGAUGUUCAAAUUGAAAUGAAACAUGAUAUUGAGCUUGAGGGACAAGGAAGUAAAUUUAAAUUACCAAAAUUUGGACUCUCAUUGCCAAGAGUUAAAGGUCCUGAAAUUGACUUAAGUCUGUCAAAGACAGAUGUAGAUGUCGACUUACCAGAGGGAAGAGCAGACCUCCAACUACCUGAUGUGGAAGUCGGAGUGCCCUCUGUUGAAGUUGAAAUACCAGAAGCAGGUUCUAAAGAUAUUGAUGUGAAAAUGAGAAAGCCAAGAAUGUCAUUCCCCAAAUUUGGAUUUUCAAAACCUGAAGUGAAAGCACCAGAGGUUGAUAUCAGUCUUCCAGAGGUGGAUAUUUCUCUUCCCGAGGGAAAGGUGGAGGUCAAAGAGCCAGAGGUGGAAAUGAAACCUCCAGAGAUUCAAGUUGAUGUGAAAGAGACCGUAGGCUCCCCCUCAAGAUUCAAAAUGCCAACUUUAAAAUUCCCUAAAUUUGGAGCAGCUUCUCCAAAUGUCACAAUAGAGGUACCUGAUUUGGACAAGGACAUCAAGGUUCAUGGAACUGAAAUACCUGAACCCAAGCUGACAAUAUCAGCAUUUAACAUCGAAAAGCCAAGUGUUGACCUAAAAGGUCCAUCUAUAGAUGUCAAUCGUAAAAAAAAUGAAAAUGUCACUUUACCAGAGGUCAAAAUGAACAUCCAACCACCAAGCAUUGAACUCAAAGUGCCUUCUGGUGAAGUUGAAAUGCCUGAGGGAGCUGCUACAGAAAUGGAUGUAAAAAUGAAAAAGCCCAGGAUGUCAUUUGGAUGGUUUUCAAAACCAGAAGCGAAAGCACCCGAGGUUGAUGUCAGUCUUACAAACGUGGAUUUUUCGCUUCCAGACGGAAAGGUGGAGGUCAAAGAGCCAGACGUGGAAAUUAAAUCUCCAGAUGUUCAAAUUGAAAUGAAACAUGAUAUUGAGCUUGAGGGACAAGGAAGUAAAUUUAAAUUACCAAAAUUUGGACUCUCAUUGCCAAGAGUUAAAGGUCCUGAAAUUGACUUAAGUCUGUCAAAGACAGAUGUAGAUGUCGACUUACCAGAGGGAAGAGCAGACCUCCAACUACCUGAUGUGGAAGUCGGAGUGCCCUCUGUUGAAGUUGAAAUACCAGAAGCAGGUUCUAAAGAUAUUGAUGUGAAAAUGAGAAAGCCAAGAAUGUCAUUCCCCAAAUUUGGAUUUUCAAAACCUGAAGUGAAAGCACCAGAGGUUGAUAUCAGUCUUCCAGAGGUGGAUAUUUCUCUUCCUGAGGGAAAGGUGGAGGUCAAAGAGCCAGAGGUGGAAAUGAAACCUCCAGAGAUUCAAGUUGAUGUGAAAGAUACCGUAGGCUCCCCCUCAAGAUUCAAAAUGCCAACCUUAAAAUUCCCUAAAUUUGGAGCAGCUUCUCCAAAUGUCACAAUAGAGGUACCUGAUUUGGACAAGGACAUCAAGGUUCAUGGAACUGAAAUACCUGAACCCAAGCUGACAAUAUCAGCAUUUAACAUCGAAAAGCCAAGUGUUGACCUAAAAGGUCCAUCUAUAGAUGUCAAUCGUAAAAAAAAUGAAAAUGUCACUUUACCAGAGGUCAAAAUGAACAUCCAACCACCAAGCAUUGAACUCAAAGUGCCUUCUGGUGAAGUUGAAAUGCCUGAGGGAGCUGCUACAGAAAUGGAUGUAAAAAUGAAAAAGCCCAGGAUGUCAUUUGGAUGGUUUUCAAAACCAGAAGCGACAGCACCCGAGGUUGAUGUCAGUCUUACAAACGUGGAUUUUUCGCUUCCAGACGGAAAGGUGGAGGUCAAAGAGCCAGACGUGGAAAUUAAAUCUCCAGAUGUUCAAAUUGAAAUGAAACAUGAUAUUGAGCUUGAGGGACAAGGAAGUAAAUUUAAAUUACCAAAAUUUGGACUCUCAUUGCCAAGAGUUAAAGGUCCUGAAAUUGGCUUAAGUCUGUCAAAGACAGAUGUAGAUGUCGACUUACCAGAGGGAAGAGCAGACCUCCAACUACCUGAUGUGGAAGUCGGAGUGCCCUCUGUUGAAGUUGAAAUACCAGAAGCAGGUUCUAAAGAUAUUGAUGUGAAAAUGAGAAAGCCAAGAAUGUCAUUCCCCAAAUUUGGAUUUUCAAAACCUGAAGUGAAACCACCAGAGGUUGAUAUCAGUCUUCCAGAGGUGGAUAUUUCUCUUCCUGAGGGAAAGGUGGAGGUCAAAGAGCCAGAGGUGGAAAUGAAACCUCCAGAGAUUCAAGUUGAUGUGAAAGAUACCGUAGGCUCCCCCUCAAGAUUCAAAAUGCCAACCUUAAAAUUCCCUAAAUUUGGAGCAGCUUCUCCAAAUGUCACAAUAGAGGUACCUGAUUUGGACAAGGACAUCAAGGGUCAUGGAACCGAAAUACCUGAACCCAAGCUGACAAUAUCAGCAUUUAACAUCGAAAAGCCAAGUGUUGAACUUAAAGGUCCAUAUAUAGAUGUCAAUCGUAAAAAAAAUGAAAAUGUCACUUUACCAGAGGUCAAAAUGAACGUCCAACCACCAAGCAUUGAACUCAAAGUGCCUUCUGGUGAAGUUGAAAUGCCCGAGGGAGCUGCUACAGAAAUGGAUGUAAAAAUGAAAAAGCCCAGGAUGUCAUUUGGAUGGUUUUCAAAACCAGAAGCGAAAGCACCCGAGGUUGAUGUCAGUCUUACAAACGUGGAUUUUUCGCUUCCAGACGGAAAGGUGGAGGUCAAAGAGCCAGACGUGGAAAUGAAAUCUCCAGAUGUUCAAAUUGAAAUGAAACAUGAUAUUGAGCUUGAGGGACAAGGAAGUAAAUUUAAAUUACCAAAAUUUGGACUCUCAUUGCCCAGAGUUAAAGGUCCUGAAAUUGGCUUAAGUCUGUCAAAGACAGAUGUAGAUGUCGACUUACCAGAGGGAAGAGCAGACCUCCAACUACCUGAUGUGGAAGUCGGAGUGCCCUCUGUUGAAGUUGAAAUACCAGAAGCAGGUUCUAAAGAUAUUGAUGUGAAAAUGAGAAAGCCAAGAAUGUCAUUCCCCAAAUUUGGAUUUUCAAAACCUGAAGUGAAAGCACCAGAGGUUGAUAUCAGUCUUCCAGAGGUGGAUAUUUCUCUUCCCGAGGGAAAGGUGGAGGUCAAAGAGCCAGAGGUGGAAAUGAAACCUCCAGAGAUUCAAGUUGAUGUGAAAGAUACCGUAGGCUCCCCCUCAAGAUUCAAAAUGCCAACUUUAAAAUUCCCUAAAUUUGGAGCAGCUUCUCCAAAUGUCACAAUAGAGGUACCUGAUUUGGACAAGGACAUCAAGGUUCAUGGAACUGAAAUACCUGAACCCAAGCUGACAAUAUCAGCAUUUAACAUCGAAAAGCCAAGUGUUGACCUUAAAGGUCCAUCUAUAGAUGUCAAUCGUAAAAAAAAUGAAAAUGUCACUUUACCAGAGGUCAAAAUGAACGUCCAACCACCAAGCAUUGAACUCAAAGUGCCUUCUGGUGAAGUUGAAAUGCCUGAGGGAGCUGCUACAGAAAUGGAUGUAAAAAUGAAAAAGCCCAGGAUGUCAUUUGGAUGGUUUUCAAAACCAGAUGUGAAAGCACUUGAGGUAGAUGUCAGUCUUACAAAGGUGGAUUUAUCUCUUCCUGAAGGAAAGGUGGUCAAAGAGUCAUAUGUAGAAAUGAAAGCUCCAGAGAGUCAAGUUGAAAUGAAAAAUGAAGGUUUUUCAGUUGAUGGAACACCAAACAUAGAGGAUAAAAUAAUUGAAACGGGGGUGAAGAAACCGCUGAUAACCUUUCCAAAAAUAGUUUUUUCAAGGUCUGAAAUUACAGCUCCUGAGAUUGUGAUUCCUCCAAAAGUGGACAUUUCACUCCAAGAGGGAAAAGAGUUCAAAGUGCCUGAAGUGAAAAUUGAAGCUCCAGAGAUUGAAGUUGACGUAAAAGAAGCAGUUGGCUCCCCCUCAAGAUUCAAAAUGCCAACAUUCAAAUUGCCUACAUUUGGUUCAACUUCAAAGGUGGCAGUAGAUGUCUCUGAUAAAGAGAAGGUUAUUGAAGUACCUGGUGUAGAAAUUCUAGAUCAAGUACUAGGAGCUUCCUUUCCAGUUGAUUUGACAGAACCCGGGGAUACAGUUGACAUUAAAGGAUGUAGUGAAGUUCAUCUACAUGUUGCUGGAUCUGCAGGGCCCUCAGUUGAAGAAGGAAUGACAAUAGCUGAUGUGGAUGUUCAUGGUGUUGACAGUUCAGAACUGACAAUUGAUGAUAAAGGCCAUGGCUUACCCAGCAAAGGUCAAGGCUCACCAAGUAAAUUCAAACUUCCGACCUUCAAAAUGCCCAAAUUGAGCAUUUCAAAAUCCAAACGACAGAAUGAACAUGAACAUGAUGAUAUAAGUCCAAAUAUUAUUUUGGAGAAUAAUGAAAUUCAUGUGAAACCACAAGGACCAGAGAUUUCACCAAAGUUGACUUUGACAUCAUUUGGGGAGGUAUUAAGAAGCAUUGAUGUUGAAUUUUAUGUCCCUGCAUUAGAGGAAGUGGAAGAAAAGCUCACAGGCUCAAGGGAAGGACCCAGUGCUGAAACCCAGUCUAUCCAAGAAGAGGAAGAAGCGAAAGAAAAAUCCAAAUUGGUUUGGUUUAAGUUUCCUACAUUUGGACUAUCUUCUCCUUCAGAAUCUGCCAAAAUUUUAGAAAAAGAUACUUCUAAGAAAGAAGCAAGUGAGAACAGCCCUGCAGGUGACUCUGUGGAACAAGAUUCCAGCUUGACCUUCUCAGUGCGGUCAUCGGAUGCUUUUGCAGAUAUCAGUUCUACAGUCACAAGCGAACAAGUUGCUCCAUCAUUGGCCUCUCCAACCAAAGUCACAGUGAAAUACUCUGACCCUAUUGCCACUGAGAUACAAGGUAAUAUCAUUACCUCCACAGCAAGGACAAAAAUUAUCUCUUUUGAACCCUACUUGGCAGAGAAGGUCACCAUUCCAAUGUCCUCUGGAGCUUCCUCCUCAUCAGUGGACACCCUAAAACUGGAGUCUGGUACACAUGUCAUCACAUCCAAUAUACAAGCAAUACCAGACACACAGAAAGCCACGCUCUUAACAGAUUUUGGAUUGCAGACAGGGACCGCCGGAGCUUCCUCUGCAUCUUGGUCAGUGGACAACACCAACAAAAUACAGAGUGAUGGGCAAACAGUCAUUAAGAGGCAUGUAAUUAGGGAAAUGUCAGGCACUGACAAGGAAAAGGUUGUCAUAACUCGAAGAGUUACACAUGUGUUUGGGGCUGAGCCCAUCUCAGAUGAAACCGCCUCAUCUAUCAAACAGAUGAAAGAAACUAUGCAUUCUGAAAAAAUGAAAUUCUUCGAUGGGGCUGAAUUGGAGUGAUUUGGAGGAAUAUUAUAAAUCCCUCAAUUGAGAAGUAAUAUCAGUCAUAUUAUUAUUGUGCUCUUAAUAAUUAAUUGUGCUUUAAUUUAUGACAGAGUUUUGAUAUAUACAGUUAAAUGUUUUGAUUGUUUACUUAGUACACACUAAAUAUAAAUAUAAAUAUACACAAGUGAUACAGGUAGGGAUAUUAAUGCCAAAAUUGUCACUUUAUUGUAAUUACUACCAUUGAGACCAUUUGACUGAAUUUGCUGUUUUAACACAUGUCUGCAGGUUGUCCUGCUGUACAUAUAAUGAAGAGAAACCUGUUAAUCCACUGCCAUAUACAUUGAUAAAUUACCUCCGAUUUCUGCUCUUUAUUCCACUUCUGGGAAGCAAUAUAUAAAUAUAAGGAAUCAAUGAUUAUGUCUCUGAAAAUAUGUUUACAAUUAUUUCACUGUAAAACCAUACAAAAUACUUAAUGAGUAUGUAGUGAUAUAAAUACAAACCAUGCAACAUUAAUAGAACAAAAACACACAACACAUAAGGAAGAAUUGCAAUCUGAACACUUAUUACCAUGAAAUAAAUAUAUGUUGCUAAAAUGUAAUGCUUGUAAUCAUAGUAAAAAAGAAAGAAAAAUAUAUUGAUGCAACUAUAUUUUGAUUAGUAUUAUGCAUAGAUUUAAUUUUCCAUAAUGUAUACUGUACCUAACAAAAACAUUUCUGGAUUUGUGUAUAGUUGGAAAAUUGAAAAUGCCUAUGUAUAUACUUGAUUUUGAUCACUUCUUUUGCAGAGUUACUUUGAUUGUUGCUCUUAUUCUCCACUGAUGUAAUACAUGUAUUAGCAAAACUAUACAUAAUAAAUCUUCUAAAAUAUUAA
Oncorhynchus kisutch (coho salmon) is the source of this 14373-nucleotide messenger RNA. RefSeq names its product neuroblast differentiation-associated protein AHNAK. Gene Ontology annotation, molecular function: protein binding. The coding region runs from base 73 to 13518 and encodes 4481 amino acids. The record is from RefSeq and is a predicted model, not a curated record. The transcript is spliced from 4 exons. Gene Ontology annotation, biological process: regulation of RNA splicing. NCBI's taxonomy places the organism in Eukaryota, Metazoa, Chordata, Actinopteri, Salmoniformes, Salmonidae. Gene Ontology annotation, cellular component: nucleus; cytoplasm.